AUGUCUUUCGACGUGGCGGAUGCCUCGCGCGAGGUUGACCUCUCGAAGCUCAUCAGCUUCUCCAUGUCCUUUGAGCCCCUGCAGCUGCUCUUCCAGACGAUCAUCAAGCGCACCGCGCAGGCGGAGGCGGACAACGAACGACAGGACGACGAGAUCAGUCAGCUGCGGAAGGCCGUAGAGGAUCUGCAGAGGCGGGAUGCGGAGCGCGAGGCCCAGCAGCAGGAGCUGCUUCGACAGCUGGAAGAGCUCCGUAAUCGGGCAGCUGCGCAGGCGCAGGGCGAGACGAAGGGCGAGAAGCAGGGCGAGACGCAGGGCGAGGCGCAGGGCGAGGCGCCCCCGAUCGACCUUCACUCGCUGUGGGACGAGAUCAACCGCAUAAAGGUUCUCAUGGGCGAAGCCCAUCGAUCGGGUCGCCGCCACACCAUUGAGCAGCUGUACCAGGCCCGUAAGCGGCAUGGCAGCGUCGCCGGCACUUCGGACUUGCAGCGGGCAAAGUCGGCGGCGUCCGUCACGCAGCUGAUGGGGGCGCCGGAGGAGAGUGAGGCGGAGGUGGGCGAGACCAUCUUGGGCCGCGCGAAGGAGCGACUCGUGGUGGUGGAGGAGGAGGCGCUGCUUCCGGAGGAUGCCGCCGCCACGGGCGAGUCGGUGGAGCCGCCGCGUCGCGGCGAAGAGAGGGCGCAGGAGGAGCAGGGGCGCCCAGGGUCCGGGGAAAAACUUCCGACGCCGGCGGGAGAGGAAAAGCAGCAGCGCGAGGAGCAGCGAGUGGCGUCGCGAUUGAGCGAGGGAAAAGGCGCGGGGGGCGACUUGGCCGCGCCCUGGCUCUCGGAGAGUGGGACGGGGCAGCCCUUCCCCGCGCGCGCCGAAUCGCCGUUCGCGGUGGAGAGCUCAGACCCCUUCGCGGGGGGCGGGGUGGACCCUGUGCUUCGCUCCGGCAGCUCCGCGAUGCAGUCAAGGGGGCGGUUGGCGGCGGCCGGCGCCGACGCCUCCAUCUACGCUCGCCUGAAGCAGGACGGCGCCGACAUUGAGCACCUCAACCGGGUCGUGGCGGAGAUUCUGAACGAGAUGAAGGUCAUCCACGCGGACGUCGAUUUAAUGCGGACGGUUAGCGCGGGAGCGGAGGACGCGGCGAAGCCUGCGGCGACCGACCCAAAUGCGGCGCGCGAGCGUGCGGAACUGCGCCGCCGCGUGGAGGCCCUCGAGGACGCCGUAGGUCGUCUGCAGGGGGAGGUCGCCGCAGGUGCGAGGGCAGCCGAGGAUACGCGCCCGGACUCGCUCCCGGACGACGUUAAGGGGUUGAAGGAGCGCAUGCAGGCGCUGGAGCAGGCGUUGGAGCGCCUGAGCAACAAAAUGACCGGCCUGGUCGGAGCCACGUCGACCGCAGGUGGUGGCGACACGGGGGUCAGUCAGGCUCAACUGGGCGUCUUGGGUGCAACCGUGGACACGCUGGAAAAGCAGCUGGCCGACCUGCAGCGGCUGGGUCUGCGCAACUACGACAACGACCUGGAGGCGUUGCGCAGGGAUGUGGCGAAGUUGCAGCGAGACACGGCAGCGCUACAGCAGACGUGUGCAAUUCUGGAUGAAAAGAAGGAGGACAAGGGCGCGCGAGUUCCGUCCCCCGUGGCGCCCGCGGAGAGGGAGGCAGCAGAGGAGGUGCAGCGGCCACCGUCUCCGAUCGUUGCGGUCCCCAGUGACUACGCUGCGGCUAUGGCUGAACUGCGGCGCCGUGCGGAUGAUUUGCAGCGUCGCAUGGCCAGCGCCGAGGCGAAUGUGUUGGAGCUUGACGAGCGGAAGGCCGAUAGGGCGGCGGUGCAGCGGCUGACCGACGACUUGAAGCAUCUGCGGCAGCUGCUGGAGCUCGGGGCGGGGAAGCGGGGGGACGAUGAAGCCGCCAGCUCGGCCGCCGCGCUGCAGGAGGAGUUGAUGCAGCAGCUGCAGCGGCAGAUUGCGGAGCAUGUGCAGAACUUCAACCAGGUGCGGGACGGCACCACGAAUGAAUUGGACGCGCUGCGCGACUACGUGGAGCAGAUCGACCACCGCAAGGCGGAUGCCAUGCUUGUGGCGAACAAGGCUGAACGCGACUACGUGGAGAACGCACUUGAGCGACUGAUGCGGGAGGUGGAGCAGGUUUUGAACGCGACCAACGCCGGCCUCAUUGACACCCUGGACAAGUCCCUCAACGUGCUGCGCGACCUGCUGGAUGGGAAGGCCACGAAGCACGACAUGGACCACCUCCGCCGCCUCGUCAGCGAGGAGCAGAUUGGGGGCGGGGUGCCGGACGCCCUCGCGGGAUUCCGGGGCUUCCGCUGCCUCGGCUGCAACCGCCCCGUAGAGACGAUGCGGCCGCGCGUCAUGGGCAGCCGGCUGCAGCCGUUUGUGAACCGGCUGCCGCAGAACCACCCGGGUGACAACGCCCCCGCCCGCAUCCAGCAGGGAACCCUCGGCGCCACCGACGGCGCAUCCACCGUCCCAGGCGGCAGGUAG
Molecule: messenger RNA, 2481 nt
Organism: Trypanosoma conorhini
Lineage: Eukaryota; Euglenozoa; Kinetoplastea; Trypanosomatida; Trypanosomatidae
Exons: 1
Coding region: 1-2481 (826 amino acids)
Source: RefSeq, a predicted model, not a curated record